Messenger RNA from Nymphaea colorata (pocket water lily), 1342 nucleotides. RefSeq names its product cytochrome c1-2, heme protein, mitochondrial. Gene Ontology annotation, molecular function: heme binding; electron transfer activity. The transcript is spliced from 8 exons. Gene Ontology annotation, biological process: mitochondrial electron transport, ubiquinol to cytochrome c. Lineage: Eukaryota; Viridiplantae; Streptophyta; Magnoliopsida; Nymphaeales; Nymphaeaceae. The record is from RefSeq and is a predicted model, not a curated record. The coding region runs from base 123 to 1076 and encodes 317 amino acids.
GACUUCGGCUUAAGUCCAGCUCACCCAGCCGACGGUCUGGAUACUCCACAUCAAAUCGGAGAAAGGAGGGCCACGAGGGACGAAGAGCAGGACGAGCAGGAGCUAGGGUUUCCGAGCCGACGAUGGGAACCUACAAGUAUGUCAUAGAAUUGUGGAGGAAGAGUGCUGACAAGGCUCGCCAUUUAGGCUACAAAGCCACACAGGCUCAUCCAGUUCCUUCAUCUUUUGUGUUGAAGCAAGAGCAUGGUGAUGCUUGGUCUGCUGGUUCAAAGUCUCUAAGGGCAUUGGCUUUUCUUGGUGCGGGAAUUUCAGGAAUUCUAAGUUUUGCAAACUUGGCUACCGCUGAUGAGGCAGAACAUGGCUUGGAAUGCCCAAGUUAUCCUUGGCCCCACAAGGGGAUACUUAGUUCCUAUGACCAUGCAUCGAUUCGUCGAGGUCACCAAGUUUAUCAGCAAGUUUGUGCAUCCUGUCAUUCAAUGUCUCUGGUUUCAUAUCGCGACCUUGUUGGUGUGGCAUAUACUGAAGAGGAAACAAAGGCGAUGGCGGCUGAGAUUGAGGUUGUUGAUGGUCCCAAUGAUGAAGGUGAAAUGUUUACCCGACCUGGGAAGUUAAGUGAUCGUUUCCCCCAGCCAUAUGCUAAUGAACAAGCUGCAAGGUUUGCUAAUGGUGGGGCCUAUCCCCCAGAUUUGAGUCUUAUUACAAAGGCUCGGCACAAUGGUCAGAACUAUGUUUUUGCCCUUCUCACUGGCUAUCGUGAGCCACCAGCUGGCAUAUCGAUUCGAGAGGGGCUACAUUACAAUCCUUAUUUCCCAGGUGGUGCCAUAGCCAUGCCACAAAUGCUCAUUGAUGGUGCAGUUGAAUAUGAAGAUGGUACACCUGCAACAGAAGCACAGAUGGGGAAGGAUGUGGUCACAUUCUUAGCAUGGGCAGCAGAGCCUGAGAUGGAGGAGCGGAAACUGAUGGGUUUCAAGUGGAUAUUUGUUCUCUCGCUUGCUCUUCUUCAGGCUGGUUAUUACCGCCGGCUAAGAUGGUCUGUACUCAAGUCACGCAAGCUUAUCGUCGAUGUUGUUAACUGAUCUCAUUCUUGGAGGAUUCUUGAAUAUUUUCAAUCGGCAAUAAUGUGCACCCUUGGUCUGGUAAAGCACACAUUGCUACUGUUAAUGUUAUAUCUCUGUUUUGCUGGCAACUUUUGCUACAUUUGUGCAGUCUGCCUUCUGAAACUGUUAAAACCAGUAUUCUAGAAUGCCAAUGGGCAGGAUCCAGUUUUUCUAUGGAAUAAUGUAGCUUAUUUUCAAUUUUUGUCUCCAAAAGAAUAAAAUUUAUGAAGACAGGUCUUACCAUA